AGUGUCCAGGGGGAGGUGGUGCUGUCUGGUAGAUGCUGCGGUGCACCAACGUUACUUCCUGCCGCUCUCUCUCUCUGUGUGUGUGUGUGUGUGUGUGUGUGUGUGCUGGCAGGGGCAGAGGUGAGCUGCUGCUGCUGUUCACUCGGCUCCCUGCUCUGCUCUGGGAAAUAGCGGCCGACGGAUUAUCCUGCUCGGUAACGUUAGCUCGUCGGCUAACGGUCAAGACAGCAACCGAUAAGAGCCAUGAAAAGCCGCUGGAGCCAGUGAAAGUUAGUCACGGCUUACUUCGGGACUUUAAUGUACGGAAACAUACAAAAAAGGAGGUUCGCGGAUCAUGCCGUCGCCCCCAACGGGAACUUUUCUCUAGAAUUUCCACUUGGGAAAGGCUAGCUUAGGGGCUAGCGAGGCUACAAACUAUUUUUAAUUGGCUUUGGGCUCAAUGGCCCUCGCUUGUUUUUCCCUGUCAUAGCGACAGCUUGGAAAAUUAAAACGGGGAGAGGCCCUGUGAACUUCAUGACAAACCAAAGCCCGGCUUUGAACCGUAACUUCGGAAGGAUAGACAGGCAAGGGACCGAAAAUGAAGAAGCAGUUCAAUCGGAUGAAACAGCUCGCCAAUCAAACAGUUGGCAGAGCAGAGAAAACAGAAGUCCUCAGCGAUGAUCUCCUACAGAUUGAACGGCGUAUGGAGUUGGUGCGUGUGGUGUCCCACAACACACACAAGAGGAUGGUGUCAUGUCUACAGGGACACAUCGGUGCAGAUGCAGAGAAGAGACAUUCCGUACCACGCCUCUAUACAGGAAAUGGUCAGAAAAAGCUUCCUCUGACUUCACUAUCCCAGGCGAUGGUGGAAGGCGGAAACCAGUUGGGAGAAGACUCCUUGAUAGGGAAGAUGAUGGAAGUGUGUGGUGACGUAGAGAACCGUCUGGCAUCAGAGUUGAUGCAACAUGAGCUGCAGAUAGAGAAGGACAUUCUGGAUCCCCUCAGCCAGCUAGCAGAGGUGGACAUCCCCAACAUCCUGAAGCAGAGGAAACAGCUGGCCAAACUGGUGCUGGACUAUGAUUCUGCCAGAGCAAGAUGGUUGCAGGCAACCAAGUCAAUAAUCUCAGGAACAAACACUCAAGCACUGACGGCCAAGGCUGACCUACUCAAGGAGGAGAUGGAUGAGGCCAUGAACAAAGUGGAGCUUUGCAAGGAUCAACUUGCUGCAGACAUGUACAGUUUUUUCUCAAAAGAAGGGGACUAUGCCCGCUACUUCGUAACACUCUUAGAGGCUCAAGCUGAUUACCACAGAAAGUCUCUCACUGUUCUGGAGAAUGUCUUGCCAACCAUCCAGGCUCAGCAAGACUCGUGGACAGAGAAGCCUGCAUUUGGCACCGGGCUGGAUGAGCACUUGAAAAGGAGCGGAAGGGAGAUCGCCCUGCCAAUAGAGGCCUGUGUCAUGAUGCUUCUGGAGACUGGCAUGAAGGAAGAGGGUCUACUCAGAAUCGCAGCAGGGGCCUCCAAGCUAAAGAAGCUAAAGGCAGCGCUGGACUGUUCCACGUCACAACUGGAGGAGUUUUACUCUGACCCCCAUGCUGUCGCUGGAGCACUGAAGUCCUACCUGAGGGAACUCCCUGAACCUCUAAUGACAUACCAGCUUUAUGAUGACUGGAUCCAGGCAUCCAGUGUGUCAGACUCAGACAAGAGGCUCCAGGCACUCUGGGUUGUAUGUGAUAAGCUACCAAAGAACAACAAAACCAACCUGAGGUAUCUGGUGAAGUUUCUAGCCAAACUGGCUCAGGACAGCGAGGUGAACAAAAUGACUCCUAGCAACAUCGCCAUUGUCCUGGGACCCAAUCUGCUGUGGGCCAAGACUGAGGGGAGUCUGGCUGAGAUGGCUGCAGCUACCUCUGUGCACGUGGUGGCCAUUGUGGAGCCCAUCAUCCAGCAUGCUGACUGGUUCUUUCCUGAGGAUGUGGAGUUUAAUGUGUCCGGCAUGUUUGCAAUGCCUACACCUGCAUCCAACCACAACAAUCAUCUUGAUUAUGACUGUGGCACCAUUGAGAGGAAGAGGCCUGGCAGUAUGGUGGGACCAGAGAACGACACGAUGCGCAAAGACAACACCCCUAACAAGCACUCGGACCACACCCUUCGUAGAGGCAGUAACACCUUAGGUAGAAAGCAGCACACUUCACCUGCCUUCCAGCCUCCUUUACCCCCUGUGGAGGCUCCAGGGCAGGGGCACGGGGCCGGGCAGAUCCCCCAGCCCUCAGCUGAGCCCCAGCCCCAGCCACAAGCUCCAUCAGGGGGUUCAGGGCCUGAUGCUUCCCAGCAUAGCUUGGCGCAGGGUCUGGCUGCUCUUGCAGCCGCUCAGCAGCUUCUAGCCCAGCACACAGAGGAGCUCAGCAACCCAAAGCUACGUGACUUCACACCUGCCCUGACCCCGCUGCUCCAGAGGAAUGGCUCUGGAGGAGGGGGCCAGGCUGCAGGGCAGCUGGGCACUGGGACCCCUGGGGCUGGAUCCAUGGGGCCCAGUCCGCAUAUGAUGCGCAGAGGUACCAAGAAGCAGGCUCCUGCCCCUCCCAAACCGUCAAACCCUCCACCCAGCCAGCCCUGUAAUUCUGUGAACCACGCCUCUUCCUCAGGCUCAUCCCAGUCCCUCAGCCCCACUCCCAGACCCCUUUCCAGCCACUCACCAACCUCGCCCACCUCUCCCACCUUGCAGCCAUGUGCCACACCCAGACGCCACUCCAGUAACCAGCCCCCAAUCCAGGCGCCCAGCCACCCACCUCCAGAGCCUCCGACACAGGCCAGCCCUCCAGCACAGCCCGCAUCACUUGGUGGGGACCAGCAGAGCGCGGACCCCUCACCUCCUGGCACCCCGACCCCUCCAGACACCCCUCCGCCCUCCACUGAUGUAGUCGCUCCUCCGUCCCCGUCUCCCUACCAGUCGGGCUCCCUUCCUCGGCCGCGGCCCGUCCCCAAACCCCGGAACAGACCCAGUGUCCCACCCCCGCCCCAGCCCCAGCCCACUACACUGGCCAGUGAUACCAAUGGGAUCUGUGCCACUGCUUACAAGAUGAUGGAACCGGCGAUGUCUUUCAAAGGGCUGAGUCGAGCUUUGGUCCCUGAGCUCGCUGUAGACCAGCAGCCAGCGACGGCCUCCUUCUCCCUGCCUCCUCCCAAAGACUGUGACCUGGACACCGAGAGCACUGUCCUAUAAGGAGGAGACGACAUCACACUCUGGUCCAGUAGCCCCACGCAUCUCCUCCCGUCAUACACACACCUCAAUUAGUCUGCUCGUGUUUUGUCCUAGCCCGUAUCUGCAGCCCUCCUCAGAGACUCACACCUCUGCUGUCAUGUUCUCCCAGUCCAGCCUGUAUGAAGGACUCUAAUGUGACAUAACGCACCUUCUGGCAGCCAUGAUGAAGGUCCACAGCUCUUUGUAAACAAUGGCUAUGAUAGUAGAUUGUGUUUGUACGGCCGUCACAACAAAAUUGAAUAGACAAGGUUUGUGUGUUGAUGCUUUGACAGGGAACUGCUCAUUUCCCCAUUUAUACAUCUGAUGAUUUAUGUGUUUAAUUCUCAGCAGUUUAACUGGGAAACCAAAGUAUUUGAUCAGUUAAACUUAGUUUUCUUGUUGCAAGCACAUUCUGAUUAGCAUGCUAGCUAAUACAUGUGGCAUUUACUAGUAUUUGUAGCAGCUACUACACAGAUAUUAACAUCACUAAGUUAAGUUAGCUGGAUUACAGUCAAAGUCAAAGACCCAUACUUAUUUCAGGUUAUCUUUAUAAUAUAUAUGUUAUAUAACCUGUAAUAUGUCAUAGUUACAGCUGAAAGUCAAUUAAUCAGAAUCGGCAACAAUUUUGAUAACCGAUUAGUCAUUUUUCAAGCAAAAACACCAAAAAAACAAGCAACUUGAAUAUGUUUUGGGAAAUUAUGCAUUUGUCACUAUAUUCUUUUGACUCUUUAUAGACCAAAUGAUUAAUUUAGAAAAUAAUCAUCAGAUGAAUCGUUAAUUACAGCCCCAGUCAUAGGGCAAAUCACCAUAUUGGACCACUUAUUUUGAUUUAUAGUGUAUUUAAAAUAACUGACCUCCAGCCACACUGCCACAAUCUUCGUCAGGUAUCGCUCAUCUCCAGUGUAGCUGUUAUUAGCCAUUAUUUACUCGGAGAGUCCUCCUGACCUCCAUGAUGGUGCCAGAUGUGGUCAUGAGGAGACACAAAGCCUUUACACUGCAACACCCCCCCACCACCACCACCACCACCACACACACACACACACCAUCUCUGUCUUUAUUCUGCACUCCCUACAGAUCAAGCUCCAAACAGCAGAGGACCGCUGACUCACCAGUAACGCCGUCAGACAACUGUGUAACGAUGAUGCACCGCAAUAUAAAGCAUGGCUGACUGUACAUGGAAGAAGGGGUUAUGAGGGGGUCGGGGGGAGAAAUGCCAAAAUAUGGACUGAUGAGACUUGUUUGGAAUUUGGUGUGAGGUGUUUUGUAUUUUCCAAUGUUGAAAAAUAGUCUUAGAGCAAGAAGUAAAAAAGAAGAGGUAUUUCUACAGAACAGGGGGGAGGGGAAAAGGUCAGCAGGUGAAGUAGAAACCAAAACUGUUACUUAAAGUGUAGCUGGUGACUGCAGGUUUCCAGUCGUCUCAAACACUUGAUUUACCCUUUUUGUAUGGAAACCCCAUCCUUUUUCCCCUCUCUCAUUCCUGUAUUUAUUUACCGAUUUAAAAAAAAAACAAAAAAAAAACACACAUUCCCUGUGGCUUGACAUAAUUAAUGCAGUCUUUAAAUGUAAAUCCUGCCUUAUUGGUUCCUCCCAGAACCACGUAAUAAACAUUAUAUAUUUACUGUAUGGAGGAUAUACUUGGCUCCUAGUAUUACAGUAUUUCCAAGAAGCUGUCUUGGCAACAAAUAUGUUUCAGGGACGUAAGGAAGGUGAUUUGACUGUCUGCUAUAGAAGUUUUGUGUGGUUCUGUAUUGUUCCACAGAAGUUGUGUAUUUAAAUGUGUUUUGGUUGAUUUCUUUGGGUUUUAUAAGCAGAAGUAGCAGGGUUAACCGCCCUCCCAGCCUGAACACAGUAUUUCUGUUUUUCCAUCGAUCUUUGUGUUUUCUCUGGCGUUUGCCGGGGUGUUACACGCAACAGGUUGUGUGUGAGUGAAUGUAGUGAAAAGACAAUUCUCACCAGCCUAUUCAUCCUGGACAGAAAGAUGCAUGAACAGCUGAUGUUGCACUUGAGGGCAGGCCAACGAGUGGUUUCCUAGUGAACUGGUUUGGAGGAUUUUUCAGUCUUUCCCACUGAGCUGAGAGCACACAGUGCUGUGAAACCUCAGUAGUGAUGUGGUGUUAGAUUUUUGCCAGGUCAAAAGAUAAAAAAAAAAAAAAUGCUUUGUUGUAUUUUUUGUGUAAGCUUUGCUUUUUUGGCCUCGGCUGUAAUGUCGAGUUUAGUUCCGAGAGAACUGACCCAAUAUGGUACCAAUGGAAAAUGUCUUGGAUGCUGCAGUUGCCCUGAAAACGAGUUUUUCAGAGACAAUCGAGCAUUAUAAUCCCCUCCUUUCUCUCUUUGCUCCUGUACCUCGCUGCCUUAUCCCUGUGCAUCAAGAGAGCUUGGUAUCGCAAGGCUCUUUAAGACGAACAAAUGCCAUUAAACUAGAAAUGAUAAUGCUGCAUUUUUAAGCUCCAUAGUUUUGUACGUAUGCUGUCUGGUGAGCUUAAAUAUGGAAUAAAAACAUGUAAUAUGAAUGCUUGGUUAUACCCCCUUUCCAAAGAAAAUAAAGUAUAUGAAGAAACUA
Messenger RNA from Siniperca chuatsi (mandarin fish), 5780 nucleotides. RefSeq names its product Rho GTPase activating protein 17a (gene arhgap17a). Gene Ontology annotation, biological process: regulation of Rac protein signal transduction; positive regulation of GTPase activity; regulation of actin cytoskeleton organization. The coding region runs from base 578 to 3202 and encodes 874 amino acids. The transcript has 21 exons. The record is from RefSeq and is a predicted model, not a curated record. Gene Ontology annotation, cellular component: intracellular anatomical structure; cytoplasm; cytosol. Gene Ontology annotation, molecular function: GTPase activator activity; protein binding. NCBI's taxonomy places the organism in Eukaryota, Metazoa, Chordata, Actinopteri, Centrarchiformes, Sinipercidae.